Messenger RNA from Macroventuria anomochaeta, 1555 nucleotides. Its product is annotated as glycosyltransferase family 2 protein. Lineage: Eukaryota; Fungi; Ascomycota; Dothideomycetes; Pleosporales; Didymellaceae. The transcript has 3 exons. The coding region runs from base 159 to 1403 and encodes 414 amino acids. The record is from RefSeq and is a predicted model, not a curated record. Gene Ontology annotation, cellular component: endoplasmic reticulum membrane.
UCGCAAGUCAAUUGGCUGCACUACUACAAGUUCAACAGCGAUCCUUCAAUCGACCUCCUCACGUCGAGAUCUGCGUUCUGAACGUGCUGUAAAUGUAUACAUUUGUUCACCGGUAGUUUACGUUUGUACUCGCCCAAGCGUGGCAUCGUUACUCCACCAUGUCAAACCGCGCUUUCGACACGUCGAAGCUUGGCACUGGGUAUGGCUUUGAGAGCUUUCCCCAGAAGAAGCUGGAAAUGCCCCCGACAUGGGCAAUUCUUGUGGGAUUGAGCUUCUUGGUUGGCGCAUUGUUGUUCUGGACAUACGUCGCCCUUACACUGUUCGCGCCCUCCCCUCGAAACCCUCGGCUUUCUGAAAAGCAGUAUAUCACUAUACUGCCUGACGGCACUCGAAGUGCACCGAAACAAUUGCCAUGUUGGCUCGACAAGUGGGCAGCCGAAAAGGAACUGGCAAAGAAAGAGGCAGCGAAAGCACCAGGAACCAAAGUCGUGAUACCGCCGCAGAUGCCGAUUGAGGAGGCUGAGCUGUUCAUGACCGUUGUAGUGCCUGCGUACAAUGAGGAAGAGCGCAUGGGUGGCAUGUUGGAGGAGGCGGUAGACUACCUCGAGAGUCAAUAUGGCUCAGCGCAUGAUGGUGAGAAGGGCAGUGGAAAAGAGAAGGGCUGGGAAAUCUUGAUCGUCAGUGAUGGUAGCACAGACGGGACGGUCGAUAAGGCAUUGGAGUUCGCUAAGGAACAUCAAUUGAGCGAACACUCGGUCCCAAUCGCUGGACCAUGGACGAAGAACGGCACAGGGAUGACCCUUCACUCGACGCAUAUACCCCACGGCAGUAUCCGUGUCAUCACCCUUGAGGAAAACCGCGGCAAGGGCGGUGCAGUCACACAUGGCAUGAGGCACGCAAGAGGGCAGUACAUUGUGUUCGCAGACGCAGACGGCGCAAGUCGAUUCGGUGACCUUGGCAAACUGGUCGAGGGCUGCAAGAAGAUCGAGGACACUGAUGGGCGAGGUGUCGCCAUUGGCAGCCGAGCCCAUCUAGUUGGCAGCGAAGCUGUUGUUAAGCGCUCAAAGCUCCGCAACUUCCUCAUGUACUCCUUCCACCUUUUUCUCCGCGUCAUGACCCCAGCCGCAACCGCCCGAAUCAAGGACACGCAGUGCGGCUUUAAGCUCUUCUCCCGACCGUCACUCCCCUAUAUCGUACCGUAUAUGCACUCCGAAGGCUGGAUCUUCGAUGUUGAGAUGCUCAUGCUAGCCGAGAGCGCCGACAUUGCUAUGAUCGAAGUUGCGAUAGGAUGGAAAGAGGUCAUGGGAAGCAAGCUUAAUGUUAUCUGGGAUAGCAUUGGUAUGGCGUGGGGACUUGCACUAUUGAGGUUGUGCUGGCUUGUUGGUAUAUGGGAAAGAGAUUAGAAGAACCGACAAGAGCACAAUCAAACAAUAUGCAUCAAGGCAGCCAGCCCCAACUCUAGCACCAGUUGCUGCCGACCUCCCUGUCGUUAGCUGCACGACUGCGACAGGGGCUUGUUAACUAACUUCAAGGACACCUCACGCUACAGCCUUCG